Caenorhabditis elegans is the source of this 1122-nucleotide messenger RNA. RefSeq names its product GP-PDE domain-containing protein (gene R10E4.7). Lineage: Eukaryota; Metazoa; Nematoda; Chromadorea; Rhabditida; Rhabditidae. The record is from RefSeq and is marked reviewed. The transcript has 5 exons. The coding region runs from base 437 to 1030 and encodes 197 amino acids.
UUUCUGUCGCCACCAACGAGAGUUUGUAGAGAAGUUUCGUUCAAGCCAAUGAUUGUUAAGAGACCCGAUGGGAAGUAUAUGGUAGGUAGGCGACUUCGAACUUCGCACACUUAAUUUGAUUGGUUGGAAAGUAGGCGAUGCAAAUUGCUCAAAUCAAAUCGCUAGUCUUGCAGUUCUUAUUUUGGAGGGAAUUCAAAUAGGGGGAAAAUGGAACGAUUGGAUGCGGUAAAAUGUGCAGCAUUCUAUUGAUUUGGCGCUUCUCUUCUAUGAUACAUUAAAAAAAAAUUUGAUCUCACUUGUAACAUUUUUUAUAAAUAUAAAAUGAAUAUUUCCGCAGUACACGCGGAUUCGUGGAUAUAAUUCUCAUUAAUUUCUACCACUAUAAAUUUAUUACCGAAUUUAUAAUCUACUAACGACUAACCAACUAACACAAAAAAUGAAGAUCAGAUCGUUGAUUCGAGUUCGACUGACAAGAUUCUUUCCCAGUGAUCGAUAUAUAAAAAAUCGAUGUUCAGGAGCUGAUGGUGUUCUAAUUGACUUUGAAAAGAAGGAGGAUAAAGUAGACGAUUAUAAACUUUCAAGUUUUCAUCGACUGAAAAACAGUAAAUUCUCACUUCCAAAACUUCUCGUCGACCCAGUCACCACCAACUCUAACCAAUGGAUUCCCCGAUUAAUCGAAGAAAAGUCAGUGGACGGAGUUGCGAUGCGAAACUUCACCGAUGACGUCAUCUCGCUGGACAACGAGAUAUUUACAAUGAUUUGGGAUACACGGGAGCAACGAAUAACUCAUUCAAUUAUCAGUUAUCAUCGAAUUAAUGAUUGUGAUAUUAUGUGGAAUAGUAGUAUUCGGACAGCUGUACAAGACUCUUUGGAACACGAUAUUCAACCAUUGGCGGCGAGAACUCUCAGAUUUAGGGACUAUGAAACAGCCGUUCAAGAAUUCGAGAUUCUUCGUCAGAUAGGAUUCACCGGAGCCGUCAUUCGCAACCCGAAUCUAAUUGAGAUGACAAAUGAAAUAUUUGAAAAAUAACACGAACUAUGAAAUGCUCUUUUUAUUAUUUCUUUCAAAAAACUACUAAUUUUAAUUGAAAAAAUGCGUUCAGAAUUGAAUAAAAACUGCUC